AUGAUAAUGGAUGAAUCUGCGAUGGAUUGCUCAGCUCCUUUGCCUGAUGACGGAGGCGCAGGCAGAGCGCUCGAUCCGAAAAUCAUUGAAGAGGAAAGUCAGUCUCCUGGAAAAGUGACAUCCAAGACCGAUUCACAAUCCACUGAAGAAGCCCUUGAUCCUGACGCACCCGUGUUUAAUGGUUCGAGUGAACUUACCAUAGAUCCUAACAUGCCAGAAGAUGCUGCUGAUGAGUGUCGUGAUGUUGGCCUUUACUUCCGAAAUCGAUCGGAAUCUCCCGAUGUGUACCAUUCCUCUGCUCGCCCUUCUACGCACAAGUCAUCCUAUGAUGGUUCUUCCGAAAGCCAACCCCACAACGAAACUGCACCCACAAGUCCAACUCAUCGGUUUGAUCAUGCUUAUGAAGUUGAGGAUUCUCGUGAUGAAGUCCGCAGUGAGAGUGGAGGCGUCCGAUCGCGUGGACGUGGCCCACGUGGAAGAGGUAGAGGAGGAACCAGGCCAUGUAGUGGUAGCGCUACUCCUCUCACCAACAGUCCAUUGGUCAGCACGGACAAAAAACGUUCUGGGCGUGGACGUGGCAGCAAACGUGGCCGGGGAUAUGGUUUAUCACGCAUCGGCGACGUAGUGGAAUCCGAGCUGGGCAGCACAGUAACGACUCCGACGGCUGAUGAUGUUUAUGAAUUCAAAAGCAGUCCGGAGAGCGAGUUUGUCCCUAAUCAAGCCGACUUCGGAAGUCAUGAGGAAAGAGAGCGAUCAGCACCCCCAAGUGCAAAACGGCAGCGCUUAAUUGAAGCUCGUCCCGAAAGUCAAGGAGGAAGUGCCCAUUCAGGAGACAUGGAAAUGGACGACAUUGAUGAAGAUGAAAUGAAUUCAAAACCAGGCGUUAGUGAUCGUAAGGUCCCGCCCUUACGCAUCUCCUUACCCAUAACCCAGACGGAAGAGGAGAUACAUAGUGAACAAUCUGGCCAUCAGGUGUCUUCAGGGCAUCUUAAUUCGAACCGAAAAGGCCCACGUGGCCGGCAUGGUAAACGACACAAUGAUGCCGACGAAGCUCAGAGAGUGACUCGUAGUAAGGUAAGGCAAACGGGUAAAGCGCUAGACGAUACGGAUGCUUGGACAAAGAAGAAACGUGGACGUGUGAAUACAAACACAGCUCAAGGUGAAGAGGCUGAUGAAUCGAUUAUGUAUGAUGCCUCUCCUACGGCUGAGGGAUCCGAUGAUACCUCUCCAACAGGCCAAGCCUCAAAUUCUAUGUCGAUUCCGGAUACGUUAUCUGCUGAACAAAGAAUCAUCUACGAGAAUCCACGUAGUGGAAUGUUUCACAUGAAGAAGCUGCUGGCUGCUCGUUGGGUGGAUGAUUUGCGAAAGCAACGCGAACUUCCUAGACAUGACAACGAGAAGUACAAGAGUAUGCUGCUGCUUACUGGCGAUUAUUCGUUGCGACGUGUGGAUAGCUCAGGAAGCACGGCGGGACAAACAAGUGUCGAGAAGGUGGAGCCGAAAACCGAGCAAAAAACUUUCGUUGAGCCGAACACUAGCUCAGGCUCAGUGGCCAAUGGCGAGGCAGAAUCCGAAGACGAAAGCAGCGGAUUAUGUCCUGAAAUGAGAGCUCUCUGGAAGGAACACUCUGAGGAGCGAGCAAACAUGAUGAAUCGCAUGUACAAAGAGAGGAUAAAAUUACGGCUUUUCUGGGAACAAGAGCUGCUGCGAAUGGAACAACGAGAGAAAGGCACCUCACCUGCAAUGUCAGCUGUUAGGUUCCUUCGUGAAAACGAAAUGUGCAAUGCUCAAAUCUUGGAAGAGUUGGACGAACCUCUGAAACCAAUGGAUCGUAAUGAGUUCGUGGAACGGAAGAACAAGUCAAUCAACCAGAUGUUUAAUAGACACAAGAUGGAGGCCAGCUCACUUUUUGGAUUACAGCGCGACAUGUGGUUGUGUGAGGCUCGCCGUCGUGGCCUAGAGGUGAAUCCUGAAUGCAUCAAGGAAUGCGUUCCUAUGGUCGGAAAGUGGUCCACACAAGUUUGGGAUGGCUGUCGAUGUAGCGCCCGUGCCGUAUUCCACUAUCAUCCUACAUUGCCUGAAGUAUCCCCACAAUGGAGUCUAUGGCAUUUUACUUGGCACAAAGACUGGAUUUCCGCUGCUGUCCCGAUUUCUCAUGAAUCGUCGCCUCUCGCACCUGCUGUAGAAGUUGCUCUAGCGAUUGUUCAUGCCUCCUAUCCGAACAUCAUCGGCGUGUAUUAUUCAAAUCACAACUAUAAGGACACAAGCUUGAAUCCUUAUGCCGUUCGAUUAUGUGAUGCUGUUACGUCUGUGUGCGGAACGCAGGCUAUCCUUGUACAGGUGAUCAAUUGGAACCUGAGCCCUGACUGUGAGAGUAACUCCUUGGCUGCCUAUGUCAAAGAUGGAGAAAACUGGAAAGACACACGAUUGGACACAUCGUCCGAGUCGUUGACGAUAUUAUCAAGAGCGAUUCACAGCAAGCUUUAUCGUACAUUGUACGAUUUCGAAAACCACCUGGAUCGACCUGAAUGUGAUUUCUACAACACGGGUCUCUCACAGAAACUUGGACAAUUGAUUGGAUGA
Messenger RNA from Cooperia oncophora, 2583 nucleotides. NCBI's taxonomy places the organism in Eukaryota, Metazoa, Nematoda, Chromadorea, Rhabditida, Trichostrongylidae. The record is from the annotation of a GenBank genome assembly.